AUGAAUAAAUUAGAAAUAAUAAAUACUCCUAGAUUAACUACUUAAACAGAACAUGUCAAAAAAUCAUUCUAUAGUAGAGAUAUAAAAAGUGAUAAGAAUUUCGAAUCUUCUUCUUAUCAUCAAAGAGCUUAAAAAAAUGAGGGUACUUUCAGUCCAUCUAAUCAUUAAAAUGAAACUAUGUUAGAACAAAUAAGAAGAUUAAAAGAUUAGAUAAAAUUAUAAUAGAAAGAAAUCGAAAGAUUAUCAUACAUUAACGAAUAUUUAAUAUAAGCAAAUUAAACCAAACUAAAUAUUUUAUAAUCAGAAAGAUAGUUUCAUUCUAAGAAAGUGACAAUCAAAUUAGGACAUAAUAAAACAAUGAGUGAAAAAAAGAAUUAUUUAAGUAAAUUAUUAGAUGAAACAUCUCAAUAAAGUCCUAGUGUUAAACGAAGAAUCUAUCGAAAUCCAACAUUAGCUCGAUUACAUUUAGAAUAAGAAAGUGAAUAAUAAAAGAAUGAAAAAUAGACUUAAAAGGCAUCAACAUUUUAUGAUACUUUGUAAUAAGAAGAUUGUUUUAGAACAAAUGCAAUCUUAAAUAUCUAAUUAUCUGAUGAAGAUGCUAUGUAAUAAUAUUAAUAAGAUGGAACUGUAUCAUUAAUGCGAGAAUUAUUAGAUAAUGAAGAUUCAUUUGGGGAUAUCAUUUAAAAUAUGUCAGCAUAAAAAUUGUCAUUUCUUUAUGAUAAAUUUAAACGAAUAAUGUCUGAUCAUAAUUAAUUGUUCAUUUUAGUAUUAAGAUUAAAAAAAAUUGUGAUGGGAGCUCUUUAAAUGAAUUCAUCCAUUUUAUUAGAUGAUGCAUUGCAAACCAUAAUAGAUAAAUGCGUAGAUUGUUUAGAAUGUGAUAGGGCAUCAUGCUUUAUAGUUGAUCAAAGUAAGAAGGAAUUAUGGACAAGAGUAGCUAAAGGAACUUCAGCUACAAUUCGUUUAUAAGUGGGUCAAGGAAUUGCUGGGUUUGUAGCACAAUCAAAAACCAUCUUAAACAUAGAGGAUGCAUAUAGAGAUUAGAGAUUUAAUUCAUAAUAAGAUAUCAAAAAUAAUUAUAAGACAAAAACAUUAUUAGUGUGUCCUAUAAUGGAAAAUGAUAAAUGUGUUGGAGUUUUAUAAUGUGUUAAUAAAUAAAGUGGAUAUUUUACAAAAGAUGAUGAAGCAUUGUUACAAAUUAUGUGUGAAUUUUCAAGAUCAGUUUUAAAAAAUGCAAUGAAUCAUGAUGCUCAAAUGUUAAUUUAAAAUAAACUGAGGCAUUUAAUAAAGACAGGAGUUUUGUUAUAAUCUAAACAAAAUGAAAUUCAUAAAUUUAUUCAAUAAGCAGAGGAGAGAUUAAGAUCAUUAAUGAAUGUAGAUUUUGCAAAAAUAGUAUAUAAUGAUAUAUAAGCCAACAAGGUUAUACAUAUUAAUAAAGAAGGAAAACUUGAUGAAUGUGAUAAUUCAUUAGGUAUUAUGGGCAAUUGUAUUAACAGUCAAUCAAUUAUUGCUAUAUGUAAUUGCUAUAUAAAUCCUCUUUUUAAUCCUAAUAUUGAUAUUGAAACUAGUAUGCCAAUUAUCUGUAUGCCACUCAAAUAUAAUAAUUAAAUUAUUGGAGCACUCUAAGUUGUCAAUGUUAAAGGUAUAGGAAGUAGUGAUUCAAAAGUCAAUUCAAUAGAUUUAGAAAUGCUAGAAUUAUUUUGUCUUCAAACUUCACAAUGUUUAAUAUAAAUGAAAACCAAUUAAAUUUGA
Messenger RNA from Paramecium primaurelia, 1749 nucleotides. The record is from the annotation of a GenBank genome assembly. Lineage: Eukaryota; Ciliophora; Oligohymenophorea; Peniculida; Parameciidae.